UUCUCGCUUCACGUUUCUCGUUCCAGUUCCCCCGUGCCCAUAACUAGUUACCUGUCAUUGGACGGAGAAGCGUAUUCCGUUUAUGAAGCACGUUAAGUACGUUAAGUAGCGAAGCUUUCAGGCUUGGCAGCUCUUUUUUAAUCAUUAUUCUAUCUUCAAGACCGCGCCCGCAAAGGACCAACUCAUCACCCCAAGUAUCUUUUUCAAUUUUCAUUUUUUUUUAAAUGAGAUGACAAACAACGCAGACCAUCGCUAGCGAGACUGUUGCCAUGUGACCGGGGCAGUAAUGCGACCGGUGAAUUGGACUAUCCGAGAUGUGAAGCAGGCACGUCUCCUACUCAACCAACAGCUGCCCCUGCGGCAUCGCCCUCGCCCUCGCUCUCCGGCUCUACACUCGUCGAGACAUGCCGUAGCAGCGUCCUCACGAGCUCAUGCUUAUCAACUUCGCCAAUAUGCCACCGGCAUCGACCGCCCCGUGGGCCUGAUCACGUCUGACCAUCUACCUCGAUCGCUCCAGCCCGUGCGACCCCUUGGGCUUAUCCGCGACUCCAAACCGGACAAGGUCUAUGUCCAGGAUGCCGCAACAUUCGGCAAGUGGCAAUGGCUUCUGAGCAAUCCUACACGUCUCGCCAUAGAAAGCGACUUCAGGCGCCGAGGGCCUGCGCGCAAGUGGAAGAAGACGCUACUCGUCGAUCACCUUGACAAUUAUGGCGACUUCGAGUUGUGGAACUGCCUCUUGCAGCACCUGCAGCGAAUGGACGGUGAUGAGGGUGUACAGAAAGUGUGGUACGCGUUUUGGGGGAGAAAAUCCCUAUACCAGCUUCUUCAUCUGCCUGACAGAAUAUUCUGGACCACUUUCGUUGAGGCUGCUCUAAGGCUUGGGGAUGAAAAGUUCUUAGACAGCAUAUAUCUUUAUGCUGAAUUCUUGAUGGCGACCCACAACGUUGUAUGGCCCGACUUGUACACCACUAUCGUUCCUUACUUCCUUCGCACCCGUCAGCACGAAAAGGCCGUCAAGUGGCACCUGCAGCUAGUCCCAAACUUCUAUCCUGGCUCACAAGCGUUCGUUUCUAUGAUGCAGGACUUCUCGACCGAUCAUACCUUGGCGUCUUCCUUCACAUUGCAGUCUUUGUACAUCGCGAGUCCCGAACGGCGCUUGUACGACGCGAUUGUUCCCCAGCUAUAUGAUCGUGGUCAAUCUCGACUAGCUAGGCUAUGGCGCAAGAUUUGCAUCAUGCGCGACGACGUCCCACGGCUGUAUGCCCCUUCAAGACAAUUUCUUCGAUACUUGGCAGGUUAUUGGGCCAAAGAAGACCUUCACCCACGAGAGGCUGCAGCUUUGACCGACAAUAACCAAUCGUCCACGAAUGAGGAGGACCAGCAGAUUGAAGUAACUCGAGAGUUCAUGAACCAGGUCCAUGGCAAGACGUUUGGCUUCACCGCGAAGACAUACAACGACUCUCUAGGCUCGCGGUGGUUCGCGAGCUCUUGGGUUGGCUUGGACUUGGCCAUCUCUGUUGUGUCAGCCCUUGGUAUUCAAGAGAUCGGACCUUUAUCGUUGCAAGCUAUUUGUCUAAGGGAAGAGACCCCUGCCAAUAUUCUAGCGCGGAUUGCCCAGCUCCAGAGCUCCGGCAUUGCAAUUCCAACUUCCGGUUACGCCAAAACAAUUCAGCAUCUUGCCAAAACCGGUGAGGAUGUGCUGCUGCUACGUCUGUUGCGUUGCGACAUCCACCCAGAAGUUUUUGACGAUCUGGAUAUGCAAGCCAGGUUGAUGGCCUCGAGCUCAGCUUCUGGCGAUUUGUCAACUUACACCCUCCUCCUCGCUUCUCGCCUCGCAAGUGUUGACGAUGCGGCUCAGAAAACAGCCAAUGUCAUGCUGCGGCUACACCUAGUCAAACAUCAUUUCCACGCCAUUCUACAUCUUCUUGACGAUGUACGGGGCACCGGUGUUCCUCUUGAUGUAGAUACUUGCAAAUUGAUAUUUGCGUGGGUACAACGACAUGUCGAUUGGCACAAGCAUAUCUCACAACAUGAUGAACUUAAAUUUGCCGUGGCAGUCUGUCGACGUCUCAACUCCAUGGACAUUCCCGUCCCGGUUUCCUGCUGGGCUCGUAUAGCAUACGCACUUGGGCGAUGGGGAUAUCUCGAUGACCUGCGUGACCUCACGCUCGAGCUCAUUGACCACUACACAAUCAGACAGUCUUCACGUCCUGGCUUCAUACCUGUUAAUAUAGUCGAUGUUCCAGAGUCGCUCACGCAGCCAUUAGGAGCUGUCCACAACUUGAUGGGUCUCUACAUUCCCCUGGACACACCGCUAGGUUUGCCUUUGCACCCCCUCAGUCAAAUCUUCCCGCAAAAGUGGCAGACCUCGCUUCUCCGAUGGUCCUUCCGCGAGAUCCCUUUGCGGUCUAAUGCUGCUUCGCCCUUUGGCGCCCAAAAACGACCUGGGACAAGUGUCGAGAAUGCGAUCCACAUCUUGCGUCGGCUUCAGGAUCGUGGUGCGAGGGUCAAGAAAGACGGGUUGCGAAAGGCAUUGUGCCUCCGUCUGGCCGAACUGUACGGGAACCACCCAGUGGCUAGGAAAAUUCAGCAGCAGAGCAAGCAGAGCAAUGUCUACUCGCUCAGGGAGAUGAAGUCCAUGAUUGACGAAGCCUGGGGCGGUGAACUUCUACCUUCGUUGAUGGAACUUAAAGCCCAAAUCAGAAAGUUUGACGAGGGCUACCUGAAGGAAUACUACGAAGGUUGGGUCGCCGACAAGCAUGGCUGGGAAACAAAUCAUCCCAGCGGGGUCUGGCGGCAGGUGCAGAGGGAACGCCAGCGUGCUUUCCCAAUCCUGUAAUUAUAUAACAUAAGAUCUUAUAGAAUGAUACCAGCAACAAUGUGCAACAUAUUCUUUC
This is a messenger RNA of Truncatella angustata, 2897 nucleotides long. RefSeq lists its product as uncharacterized. The record is from RefSeq and is a predicted model, not a curated record. The transcript has a single exon. The coding region runs from base 287 to 2839 and encodes 850 amino acids. Lineage: Eukaryota; Fungi; Ascomycota; Sordariomycetes; Amphisphaeriales; Sporocadaceae.